This is a messenger RNA of Fomitopsis serialis, 1465 nucleotides long. RefSeq lists its product as uncharacterized. The record is from RefSeq and is a predicted model, not a curated record. Bases 31 to 1392 code for a protein of 453 amino acids. The transcript has 6 exons. NCBI's taxonomy places the organism in Eukaryota, Fungi, Basidiomycota, Agaricomycetes, Polyporales, Fomitopsidaceae.
UGCCCUCGCCAUUGUCAACCCCAUAUCACAAUGGCACGUACAAAGGCUACUGCAAAGAAGGCUGUUGGCUUAUUGACAAGUGCAAGACACAACGACCUUGAUGAUGGCCAUGCUGUACCUGCAGAGAUCAGCGAUGUCAAUAUGGAUGACGCUCCGCCAGCUCCUCAGAGCAUUGAAGCAGACGAUGGUGGAGAGGCGUGGCACGAAAUCUACUGUUACAUGUGCCACAAUGGUGGUGACAUGCUCAUCUGUGACUGGUGUUUGCGUGCCAUGUGCUCUGAAUGCUUGAACAAGAUCGACAUCACCAAAGUGCCACAGAAGUGGGAUUUCAAAUGCCCUACGUGUUACUACAAGGACUGGAAGGAUAAAGACAAAUACUAUGCCUUCCAGCUCAAUGGUGAACGUGUCAUGGACGAGCCGACCAUCAUCUCUGGUGGUCUGGUUGGCCCGCAGCAUGCGCAUGUUAACACAAGGCAUCUAGCUAUUGUUGUGUUCCGCCUCAAGUCUCUGGAGCGAAAGGGCAGUAUUCCGGAGCUCCUCAAGGCGCACCUUGAGAGCUGGUUCUGGCAAACCAACACGCUCCACUACUAUGACAUACCAUUUGAUCUGCAAGACCUCCAAGAUGCUGACCGCCAUGCACAACGUGUUCGGGCUGUUAUUGACAAGCUUAUUGAUGUGGAAUGUCGACGUGUUGUGACAUUUGUCUACACGCAUAGCAACAUCCUCCGUGGUGACCUCUAUCAUGCAUGGGAUGCUACAUCCUCAAUUGACAAGUUCUUCUUCCGGGUGCUCACACCUCCGUAUCUUGAGUACACCAAGCAGUACGGUGAAACCUCACAUUGGAUGUUCAUCCUAGCCUGUGGCGCCAUCAUCACCAGUCCCAAGGCCCUCGACACACUGGACAACGAGCUCCUGAAACACCGAGUCCCCUUCUGCAUUGGCUUCACAGCCAGUUCACUGAAUGCACACCUUGCUGCCGACUUCAUCAUCGCUUUUGGUUCCCGUGUUCUCAUUGAACGCGCUCGCCUCACUUCCAAAACCCUCCGCAAAUUACUCCAACUGUCCUGGUCUCUUCGGCGGCAUGGAUCAAUUGUGCUGUUCCGCCUCUGCGAUAACGAGGCUGGUAUGCGGUGGAUUGCACGUGAGGAGUACGUGUGGCAUCACCGUAAGCUUGCACCUGCUGGUCACCCAACUCCCUUGCAAUGCCCGGAGUGCAAGCAUCUUCACACUCUCAAGACAUUCUACACUGAUGCCCAUGCUGGGUAUGUGUGUAUGAUGAAGGAUUGUUCUUUCGAGGCGGAAUGGGAAGUUGACUAUGAUGCUGAGGCAGAACUGGAUGCAUAUGAUGGUGGUUGGCGCAUGCGGCCUUUGUCAGUAGCUCAUCUGUUGUAGUUGAAUAGUGUGGUGUAUUAGGGAUUCAACUCCUCUCUGUUUGGUAUAUUCAACUGUACCCCAAUGCUAUGUG